This is a messenger RNA of Oreochromis niloticus (Nile tilapia), 7525 nucleotides long. RefSeq names its product transmembrane protein 198aa (gene tmem198aa). Gene Ontology annotation, cellular component: plasma membrane; cytoplasmic vesicle. NCBI's taxonomy places the organism in Eukaryota, Metazoa, Chordata, Actinopteri, Cichliformes, Cichlidae. The record is from RefSeq and is a predicted model, not a curated record. The transcript has 7 exons. The coding region runs from base 602 to 1774 and encodes 390 amino acids. Gene Ontology annotation, biological process: positive regulation of canonical Wnt signaling pathway.
AAUGGUUCAAUCCGCUGAGAGUGAGAAAGACGGGGAGCACAAAGGAAGCAGCGCGCAUACUGCUCGUUUAGGAGGGAGAUAAUUGGGUGCGUGAUGUAAACAUGGAAUAAAAAAACAAAACAACCUAAGACUGCAUUUAUUUUUCACAAUGCGCUGGUCCAUUAUCGGUGUUUAAUAUUACAUGAGGCUCUGGCUAUGAACCACGUAUCUGUCUGGACAAGGGAAGACAGGCAGCAAGUGAGAAAUUGAAGCCAAGAGUGGAGGAGAGGAAAGAGGAGUUGAGCAUUCUUUCAUCUUCGCUUCAGGGUUUUAUCUGGAGUUUCUCGCUGGCUUUGGACCGAACCCGCUUCAUUAAGACGUGAUGUCGGGUUUUUAAGCUGACCACACCGUCAAGAAAAGAUUUUUUCUUCUUCUUCUUUUCACAUGCUUCCCCCCCUUUUGAAUAUAGAAUGACAAAAGGAAAACACGCCAAUAUGUUGCAUUUCUGAGACACGUCUCCAUGGGUGAGGCCCACUGAUCCAGAAACUCCUACAAACCCCCUCCAUCCCUUCCCCCUACCCUCUUCUCUCCUUUAGACCCCGUCGCCUCCACUUUAUCCACCAUGACUUCCACAAGCCAGCUGUUUGGCUUGGCUGAGGUGGGGCUGAGGUGUGACCAAGAGAUUGAGAGGAGAUAUGAGAUUGUGCCCUCUGUGGUCUGCUCCAUGUGCUGCCUCUUUGGAAUCAUCUAUUGCUUCUUUGGCUAUCGAUGCUUCAAGGCCGUGUUGUUUCUAACAGGCCUAAUGUUUGGCUCUGUGGUCAUCUUCAUGCUAUGCUAUAAGGAGAGGGUGAUGGACACUCAGCUGAGUGUGGAGGCGUCCGUGGGCAUCGGCCUGGGCAUCGGGACCCUGUGUGGUCUGGUGACGAUGCUGGUUCGCAGUGUGGGGCUGUUUAUGGUGGGCCUGCUGCUGGGUCUGCUGGUUGGAGUUGCAUCACUGGUGAUCAUGGAGGAGUUCUACCACCCCAGAACAGUGUGGGUUCCUCUGGGUAUUCUCUUGGGUUCUGGGACACUAUUUGCUGUCCUCACACUACAGUGGCAGCGCUGCUUUGUCACCCUCUCCACUGCCACAUUUGGCUCUGCCAUCAUUACCGUAACCGUGGAUUAUUUUAUAGAGCUGUUCGCUUUGGUACACUACGUUUAUGAGAGACUCAAGGUGGAUCCCAAGAAGCCAGUGUGCUGGUUUACAUGGGUGAUCUUGGGGGUGUGGCCUGUCCUGGCACUCCUCGGAGUGCUGAUUCAGUGGAAAGUCACUGCAGAGGGAUUUUCUCACACAGAGGUGGUUUUAAGUCGACAGCAGCGAAAGGUCCAGCUCAUGCGGAUUCGACAGAGAGAAGAGAGGCUGAAAAAGGAGAAGGAAAACAAAAAGAAGAAAAAGAGACAGAGCCAGAAAGCAGGGCACAAGCAGAAGACUCAUUCCCAUCACAACCACCAGCAGUACCACCACCCAGCAGCAUCUCACCCUCAUCACCAAACUCAGAGCUCUCAGCCUCCUAAAGUCCCUCCUCCUCCUCCUCAGACUGAGCCUGGCUACCACCGCAAAGCCAACUCCAAAAGGCGCUUUGAUGGAGAUGUGCUGUCUCCGAGUUACAUCAGGAGUUUCAGGGACAGACAGACAGACAGACGGGCGUACUCCCACAGUAGAAUGAUGAGCCGGUCUCGGAUGGCUGAACUUGACUAUGACUGCGGCUCUCAGGUGCCCCUUACAGCACCCAGUGGACCCCCAGUUCGCAUCUGAGGCAGUUAAUUGCACAGAUCCACACACACACACACACACACACACACACACACGCACCAUCACAGGCUACUUCAAGACUCACUGAUAAGGAUAGGAAACCUAACCUAACCUAACCUAACCUAACCGUGCCAACCCAAUCAACUGCCUAUUAAGCCAACAGGAGCUCAAAGUGCUCCAGAGGUGGUGUGACCCACACUGCUUUUCUCCUGUCAGACUCAUUGAAGUAUUUAUUUGGUCUGUUUUUCCUUUUAAUGUCUAAAAACAGCGAUUUUUCUUUGUCGAAAGUGUGAGAAUUAUGAGUCAUCAUAUGUUAUAUUUGGCUUCUCUGUAAUUGUACUUACCUGAAAAACACUGGAAACAAGUGAAACUCUCUUAUGCAUAGUUAAUUAAACUGUCUCUGUUGAACAUUUGAUACGAAGAUUUAUACUGGUUGGUUCAAGCCAUACAAAGUAAUUCCUAGUGAGAGUGCGCACUCCACAGGAGCACCACAUCAUGCUAGAGAAAAAUUGCAUCAUUUGGCUUUCAUCAAGUUAAAGUAAAAGAACACUUUACUCCAAAGGUAAUUAAAGGAUUAAACAUUUUGACUUAAGGAAGCGUCUGCUGUGAAAAAUGACUGAAAAGCAACAUAAAAAAAUCACAGCAAACACUGAAACUCAAAGGGAGCUCUUCUGAUUUAAAAGGUCAUUCAUGAAGUCUGCAUUUUAUCUUCACUGACAGCUUGUAAAUUCAAACGUGGCAGCACAAGGCCUGUACUGCUUCAACAUGCAGAAAGAGACAAGUUUAGGUGUGAAUUGGAUUAAACGGUUUACACCAAAGACAAUGUUUGUGUUAUUUCUGUUGUCAAUUAAGUGUCAUUCCCUGCGCUGUUGUGAUUUUCAAGGAGACUGUUUUUACAUCUCAUCACUUUCCUUGUAUCCUCUAUUCUAUUGCCAGCUAUUCCAACUACAGACCUGAACAGGAUACUCAUCUGUCUGCUCUUCUUUCCUCUCUCCAUUAAACAUUUCUGUAAGCGAUGUGAUUUUAUUUAUUAACAGUGCUCUUGUGUCCCUUUUUGCUCUUUUCCACAAAGCUUCUGUUAAAGACAGAUAACUGCUGCCUGAUAUUAAUCAUUCUGGAAUUUGAUUGAUGUAAUGAAGUCUGAGAAUAAUAGGCAACAGUAAAAAUGUUAAAAAUAGUGUAUUUUUGUGUGUGUGAGUGGACACAUGAGCCCUGUGGCAAUUGAUGGAACAUACCAAAUACUGGCCAAGGAGAGGGGGGAUUCGUUGGAAUGUAUGCGCAGCAUGUUGUGCAUACAUUAAAUUCUCUCUUCUUUACCAGUUGGUGAAAAAUGGUAUGCAAAUGUUUGAGUGAAGUGUUAAGUGAAUAAAAAAAGAGGCAACAUCUUUUUUUAAGAUGAGAAAAAUGUGAAGAUAAAUGCACCUGCAAGUGGCGCCCUCUGAUGUUUACUUCUGGACCUUUUUUUCUGGCUUUUCUAUGUAUGUGUGUGCAUAUGAUUCAUGUGUACAUGCAUUUGUGUGUUACUCGCUUUGAAAUUGAAAUGAGUUCCUACAUUAAUAUUGUUAUACUAAACACUGAGACAGGAGAAGGACUCUGAAUGCGAGAUGUUUAAGUACAGCAGGAGAAAGUUGUUUUGUUUUGGGUUUUUUUUUUUGCUUUUUUUAAUUAAAGCUCUCUGGAAACAAAACACUGUAGACCAUGAACACUAUUGCUAGCAAUGUUGCAAUUCCUACUUUGGCUGAAUAUUACUAUAAAAAGCACCAAAUGGAAGACUCGGUAGUAUGAAAGGAAAUUUUGUUAAACUAUUGUUUUAUUAUAGAUUCUUAUUUCUGAGGUUUAAGAAAACUAAACAAUCCCACUGCACAUAAAUUCUAAAAUAAAACUUGAGGUAUGUAAGUUAGUGCCUGGAUUCAGCAAAAUAUACAGUACUUUUAGACCCGAGGACGAGGGAUUUUUAUGAAAAGCCCAUUACUGCAUGUUGAUCAUUGUGUAUAUGUUUCUAUUGUGCUGUUGUCAUGUCACAGCUCUGACAUUUACACUUUAGUUUUCUGGUCCCAGGCUGAUGAAGGUAAAAACAAAAACUCUCUCUCUCUCUAUCUCCAGUUCUCUUCUGUCUGUAAAGGGCUUUGAAAGGCAUUUGAAGCAUUAACCUCUUUUUCACAUGCAUUAUGCCUAUUACAUCAGACCUGCUGUUUACUGUUAUUAAAUGUUGUUUCACAGUUGUGGCAGUACAAGUGUUAUUUUUGGUUUUAUGCCGAAACUUCAGUCCUGCUUUGAUCUGCUUUUGUGUUUUUAUUGUAGUGUAAUUCUAAACUAAACAUUGCCCCUCCUCUUGCUUGUAAUUUGGGGACGAAAAUGAAUAAUUCUUUCAAUGACCUUUUCUUUUAUGUUGUUGUUUUUCUUAUUUCUAAUAUUUUCUUUGAUUGCCUAUUAUAUAAUAUUUCUUUUGAGAAAACCUUUGAUUGUAGAUAUUGACCUGUAAAUAAUUUUUAAAUGUACAAAUGUUUGGCUCCAUUUUCAUGUUUGCACCACAGUCAUGUAUGUAAUUUAUGCAGGCUAUUACUUUCUGGAGUAGACCUGUUAUAUUGUGAUUCUGCAGUCUGUCCAGUUUGCUUUGAUUUGGCUGAGCGGUGGAAACACUUCUCAUUCAGGUGUUUCAGUGUUUCAUGUUCAAAUUUAGCAAAGAAAACGAGCCUGGACUCUGACUCGUCCUUUUCGUAUCAUCCAAUUUAAAUAUGUAAAAAUCACCUGAUUAUCAUUAUUAUUAUUAUUAUGUUAUUAAGCAUGGAUUUCUAUGGACCUAACAUAUGAUAAACAUUGUGAUUCUAUAAUUCAGUGGUCUUGUUUUCUUUACAUUGUCAUUUGUGUGUGCACAAGUGUUGGAGCACAAAUAUCAAAUACUUUUUUUGUUGAAUCGCUCUCUCUCUCUGACACUCCCACAAAUACAUGCAUUACAUAAGUUUAGUUUAGAAUUAGACGGCAAAGUCCCCAGAAUAAAUCGACAGAUAUUUACCUGUUUCAGAACUGGUGCUUGUACACAGAUGUCAGUAGGUGAUGAUUCUCUUACAUAUUUUUUUCAUAUUUAUUGAUGAGGCAGUGAUGUGCAAAAGUCUUGAGCCACCCACUAACCCACCACCUACUAUUAUAUGUUGCUAGGAAAAUGAGUGAAACAUGCAAAAACAGAGUUUGUGCAAUUCUAAUGAGCUUGAAAGUCAAUAUUUGAUUACUUAUAUUCUUCAGCUCAGCCUGACCUCUCUUAGUCAAGCUUUUUUGUCAUUUCUUGAAAUAUUAUUUCCCCAGAUUUCUGCUUUGGCCUUGGCUGUAUUUGGUUUUUGUGUAAUUUGGAACACCUCACCCUUCUUUCCCUUUUCCUCUUUCUAAAGAAUAGCUUCUUGACAGCCACCCUUCACACUGAGACCAUUUCUGAUGAGGCGUCAGUUAACAGUAGAUGGAUCAACUGAAGGUCCUGAUCCACUUGUCAGGUCUUUGCUGGAUUUUUUUUUCUCAAGGACGUGACUUUCAGACACCGUUUAUCUGCUGUAGAUUUUUACGACCUGAUACUUCUUUUGUCCUCCUCUGAUUCAGUUUUCCUCAGAUUUUUUUUGAGGACACACUCCACAUCAUGCUGAGAUAUGCACUUAAAGAAUCACCUUGCUGGUGUAAAAAUACUAUAUUAUGCCUGUUAAACUGCGUUAUCUUCAGUUUUUUGUUUCAUAUAUUCAACCGAAAAAAGAGUAUAUGUUUUUUGCAACAGGCUACAAGUAACAAAGUAGCCACAACAAUGGUUCAUCCUUUCAGUUAGAUGCCUUUUUUAAUAUUUGCAUAAUUCAUUGGUCAAUGUUAUGUAGCUUAACUAACAUACAAACAAAACAAAAAAGCUGCAUUCCUCUGAUAAUGGUCAUACACAGGAACUGCCCUGAAAAUGAGUGCAAAAAGCCAAAACUUUGCAAGACCUUCAAAAAGACAUUUUUAAGGUCUUUGAAAGAAAUUGCAAGAAAGUCUGGCUCCUUGGAAGCAAAAUGUGAAGAUGAGCAGGAUGGCUCAAGUCUUUUAGAGAGGACUUGUAUUUGUGCAAAGUAAAGAGAAAAAUUAUUUCUUAAACACCCAGAUACCAGCUUCAAAAUAUCAUUUUUACUCUGCAGGUGUUGGCUGUGAUAAAGAGCUGCUUAAGAAUCAUUAACAUAAAUGAUGGGGAAAAAAACAAGCAUCUGGAUUUCCAGUCAGUUGCAUUCUUAUGUGCUCUGACAGUAUAGGUUUCAGGCUACAUUAGCAGUGUAGCUUCAUAACAAACUGCAGCAGUUAUGUAACGACAAAUACAACUGCAAAACUAAUCAAGAAAUAAGAAGUGCAGCAAUGCUUGAAGCUUUUUGCUUCCCGGUAAAAAAUAAAAUAAAAAAACAAAGUAGUUUCACAAGCUGGAAGAGGAGAGUUCACAGAAGUGAGGAAACUUUAUUUAGAGGGAAAAGAACACAGGAGCAGUUUGCCCUUUCUGUUGAUUCAGUGAUGAGAGCACACCGUCAUGGCUCCACUAAUUACUGGAGUAGCAGUCACAUACUUGCUUCUUUAUGUUAUUCAGCGUAAUUAUCUCUUUCUAGAUCUUCCCUGUGUCUCUGUCUCAGAAUAACCUUUUCAUUACAUUUGUCCUCUGUUUUUCUUUUCUCCCCGUCUUGCUCUUUCUUGCAGGCUCAUUUAUUGUUUCUGUUUUCCCUUUUCUCUCCUCCACCCACACAAAUUUUUAUCUCUGAUGACAUUUUCAGUCCAGUGGCUUUAGAAACAAACUGCACAGACUGUAAUUCUUGUUGCUCUGCUAAUCUGCUUUCUGCUGGAGACAAAGAAUGACCAAGGGCUGCUCGUUAAUGUGCCAUUGUUUCGUUUUCCCUGCACCAAGAUCAGACUGGUUACUGAUAAAUUCAAGAAAGCCACAACUCGUGUUUUGUGUAUAGAAGAAAAUUAAAUGUUGACAGAAGAGUGUUACGCUUGGCUGGGGGAGCUAGUAUCUUUUGGAAAGCUAAAACGGGCCACAUCAGUUGAUGCAUGCAGUAGGAAGAGAAAGUUCAUAAAGAAUUGGAUGAAAAUGCACGCAUGCUGUCUGAGGAAUGCUAAUGCCUAGAGAUAUGAGUUACAGAAUUUGAAUAAACUUUCUGCCCAGCAAGUGAAAUCUUUUAUUUGAGUUUUUGUCAGAGCGAAGGAGGAUACCAUGGUUACUCAUACACAUACCAUCAGACACGUAGCACAUGCUGGAGAGCUCAAAGGUCAAAACACAACUGAGUUCCAUUUUCAAUAGAUGUUUCUCUUUCAAGUCUAAAACCAACAUCUCACUUUCCUUGAAUCAGUAUACAGAGAUAGCCUAUCUUAAUCAAUCGAUGUGCAUACACAUGUAAAAAUCCUGGAAUACACACAGUGAAAUUUAUCUGACUGCAGUGCUUCAGUCAAAUUGAUCUGCUAUUGAUUGUUACAGUGGAUGAUGGGAUCAUUCGGCAGUACGAGCUGUAUUCAUUUGAAACAUUACUCUUACCACUAAAAUAUUUUUGCAGACAAGAUAGAUGCAAGUUAUUUUUGUUUGCAGUGAAAAGUAACACAAAUAAAGAAAAACAUCCUGGAAUGCCCUUCAUUUAAAACAAGGCUAAAGGCAUUGUGCCUCUACACUGCAUCUUUCCUGUGACGCUUAAAGUAAUUUAUGUACGGAUGUAUAGUGGUUAAAUUUCACUUCCAUGACACUGCAUUUUGUAUCUAAAAGUAGGCACAGCUUAUUAA